AUUCGAUUUUGAAUACCCUACGCAAACCCGCAAAGAAUCUCUUUUACAAAAAUCAACCCACCCAGCCCCGCAAAUCGCACAAGCCUAAACCCGCCCCGCCCCAUAGUCAUCCCUAUACGAGAAUGUCAAAACCUAACAUAAAAACCCUAUUCCUUUAUUUCUCUAUGAUAAACUAGUAAACUGUGCGACGACCACGGCGACGGCGACAACAGCUACGAGAGUCGUGAAUUGUUUUUUGUUUUCAAGAUUUUUACCCUUAUCUGUGGUCAUAUACACUAGUUCAUGAUGGGAAUUGAAGACAAAACAUUGUUUUGUUUCUGUCACUGGGGCAAAAGGAAUAAGGUUCUACCAGAUGGAUCCAUUUCGUAUGAGGGAGGUAUUACUGAUCAGGUUAUUGUAAAGACGGGCGUAAAGUAUGAUGAUUUUGUGAUUGCGGUUUUUGACCGCUUAGGUAUUGAUGCUUCAGAUAAGAUGUUAUUUUUUACGGUGAAGUUUGAUAGGUCAGAAUUGAUACGGCUGAGGGACCAAGCAGGUAUCGAUACUAUGCUGCAUUUUAAUGAUAGCUAUGUUCAUAUUUAUGCAUCAAGUCUGGAGAAGGAGCCUGAUUCUAGGCCUCCAUCAGGUGGCACGAAAAACAUUGGAUUUACUAUUGCUUCUGAUAAACAACCAGAUACUACUCCGAUAGCUGAUGAUCCGAAUGGUAAUAAGUGUGGAGUUUUAUCUGAAACUGUUGUAGGAAAGCUACCACCUCAUCAAGAACCAUUUUUCGGGCAAAACAAUAUUCAAAAUGAUGUCAAUGCUCUGUUCCGCAGUUGGAAUUACCUUAGACAGAAACAACUAACUUCAUCUGGAAUCCUGAAAACGUUCUGGAGAAAGUGUGACACUUGCGACACUAGCUACUUAUGUUACAGGAAAGAUGUCAACCAUGCUCUGCGCUGCACGACAUGUACUACAUUUGAUUUAGAUCCCAAGGGUGCAGCUUGUAGACCGAAACAGAGUCAGCCUGGAGGCCAGGAUAAGCACCUUGAAUCUAAGCUCAACGAGCCUUUAAAGCAGACAGAGCUUCCUAACCAAGAAACCUUGAGAAUGACUGGGGGCAGCGCUUGGUUUCAACCUACCCAAACAGGAUCCCAACAGGUUGCUGCAACGACAAUGGAGGCUUGCAAAAGCAGGAAAAGAUAUCGGAACCAGACAACUGAACCGAGUGAAAGUGAUGAUUCUUCAAUCAAUGUGGAUACGGAAGAUGCGGAAAGUGAAAUAAUUCGUGAUAGUAAACCUUGAAAGUACAAGUGGGGGUGGGGUUGGGCGAGGGUGAAAUGGUCCUUUUUUAUUUUUUUUCUUUAGUCGACUAGCUAUGCAAGUGCAUAGAACGAAAGUGACACCAAAUGUUUUUAUACAGGUUGGGAUCUGGAAUGGAUCGUAAUCCAGGCCCCUUGGGUUGCAAGGGCAUUCUCUUCUAGACGUAAGUAUCUUGAUUUGUAGACAAAUGAUGAGUAUAGCUCCUAUGUCUACACUCUGUUUUUCUCUGUUCUUUCUAUUUUGAUAAAACGCCUUAUCAAGAAUAUAUUUUUUUCUCUUCUCGCUUUUGAGUACAUGAUAAAACUGCUUGGUAAUACAAUGCUUAAUAAAAUUAAAGAAGAGAAUGUGAGAUGAUUUGUAUAUAUUCUUCUUCCUUCAAUGGCCUUAUUAUAGUAGUAGUUGAAUGCUAAAGGUCUUCUGAGAAGAGCUUACAACUCAAGAGUUUUGAUCCUCGGAAAACAAAGAUGAUUGAUCUUAUUUCAAGAAUAUAUAAGGUUGUAGGCUAAUCAAUCUCAGUGAUUUCCAUUGCUGCUUCGUUGAAUCAAAAAUUAUAUGCAUGAUUGCUUCCUUGUAGAGAACAUGCUUUCUUCCUUAAAAAGAUUUUCAACUGAUUUCCUUCUUUAUCUCUUGUAUCCUUAGUUGAUUCCAACCGAUUACAGAUCUUAGGUGUUUUUCUUUCAUAACUAGCUCAUUUUGAUAGUCUUGAUUUUGUUUCAUUGAAAGGUGUUUUUUUUUUGUAACGUAGAUUUGACAUUUCCGCUAAUGUUGAA
Messenger RNA from Solanum lycopersicum (tomato), 2069 nucleotides. RefSeq lists its product as uncharacterized. The record is from RefSeq and is a predicted model, not a curated record. NCBI's taxonomy places the organism in Eukaryota, Viridiplantae, Streptophyta, Magnoliopsida, Solanales, Solanaceae.